Messenger RNA from Clarias gariepinus (North African catfish), 1497 nucleotides. RefSeq names its product coenzyme Q9 homolog (S. cerevisiae) (gene coq9). Gene Ontology annotation, biological process: ubiquinone biosynthetic process. Lineage: Eukaryota; Metazoa; Chordata; Actinopteri; Siluriformes; Clariidae. Gene Ontology annotation, cellular component: mitochondrial inner membrane. Gene Ontology annotation, molecular function: lipid binding. The transcript is spliced from 9 exons. The record is from RefSeq and is a predicted model, not a curated record. The coding region runs from base 53 to 1054 and encodes 333 amino acids.
GCGCGGCUAACAUUAUUAUGCUAAAGGAAGCAUCCUGUGUCCCGCUGUCGAUAUGGCGGCGCUGGUUCGAGGCCUACGCGCUGGAGGAGCCCUGCUGGGUCUCGGCAGCGCAGUGGUGGUCCGGAGCAGCCCUCGUCCCCAGUACAUUGCUCUGACACGAGCCUUCCAUAGUGCUGCCAUCCUCAGAUUUACAGAUGACAAAAUUCACCAGAAUAAACCACCUCCAUACAACCCUAAACACCAGCAGACGUAUGAUUCAGAAGCAAGUCAGUCAUUUUGCUCCACGGAUCAAACCUGUGCACAUGACGCUCAGCACGAGGAUCCUCAGACCAAUACCAGUUAUCAGGAUCAGGCCGGUGAACAGGCUGAGGAUCAUGAGACCGAGGAGCAGCUACAGGCUCGCAUCCUGAACGCGGCGCUGGACUUUGUACCCGAGCACGGCUGGACUGUGGAGGCCAUCGCUGCAGGAGCAGAGACUCUAGGGCUGUCGGCUGCCUCGGCUGGAAUGUUUGAUAACGGUGCAGGAGACCUGGUGUUGCAUUUCAUCAGCCAGUGCAACUCUCAGCUCGCGGGCAUUCUGGCUGAGGAGAACAACCAAGUCCAGCUCGGGCAAGCAGAAAAGAAGAAGACCGAUGAGUUCCUGAGAGACGCAGUCGAGACUCGGCUCAGGAUGCUGAUCCCGUACAUCGACACUUGGCCGCAGGCGAUGAGUCUACUGCUGCUUCCUCACAACAUCCCAGACAGCCUGAAGCACCUCUCUACCAUGGUGGAUGACAUCUGGUAUUACGCAGGAGAUCGCUCCACAGACAUAAAUUGGUACACGCGCCGUGCGGCAUUAACAGGAAUCUACAACACUACAGAGCUUGUGAUGCUACAGGACACAUCCCCUGACUUUGAGCAGACUUGGACCUUCCUCACCAACCGUAUUCAGGAUAUCAUGAAUGUAGCCAACACAGCCAAACAGGUGCAGUCGACGGGAGAAGCUGUGGUUCAGGGUUUGAUGGGUGCUGCAGUAACGCUGAAGAACCUCACAGGGUUGAACCAGAGAAGAUAAACCAGCCUCCAAGUCCUCCAUUUUAUCUACUAUUUAUCAGUCAUGCUCUGCGUCCACAGCUUCAUAUGAAUGUCUGUGAGGAGCCCUUAAGACACUUUGCUGUAAAUGUAGUUUGGUUUGGGUUAUUUUAUUUCUCUGCUUUAUUCACCCUCACAUUAAUAGGCUGUCUAUGCCAAAGCCUGUACAGCUAUCAAACUUUCCACUGCUCUGAGAAAUCUCUGCGCUCUUCAACUCUGCUCAAAUUUACCAAAUAGUAUUCAGGAACAUCUGAACAUUGAGUGAUAGUCUUUAGAUUAGAUCCGGUCUAUUCAGAUCAGUGCAUUUUCAUAGAGCAGGGUCAUCUGUGCUAAAUCAGACCCCAUAGCUUUGAUUUUGCUCCCUGUAUAAACUUUGAAGGAGAAAGCAUAUAUUGUACUUGACAUUAAAGUUUUCAUUAAACGGUG